This is a messenger RNA of Psylliodes chrysocephalus, 1783 nucleotides long. NCBI's taxonomy places the organism in Eukaryota, Metazoa, Arthropoda, Insecta, Coleoptera, Chrysomelidae. The record is from the annotation of a GenBank genome assembly.
AUGCCUGAAUGCGUUAUAGAAGCAUCAGAAGCUGAAACAAAAAUCUCAAACAGUGCAACAAGUUCAACAGAGGAAAAAGAACCUAAUGAUGAGUUGCUUGGUGCGGAAGAAACUAUAAUAAUGAAUAAUAACAUAGUAAAUAAUGUUUCAUUAUCCGAGAGAAGUGAAAUACGCUCAGCAUCUUCAUCUAGUAAUGAUUCUUCAUCCACAUCAAAGACUUGCAGUAAGUCCAGUUGUUCACUGAGUAGCACAUCAUCUUCAUCAGAUUCUGAAGCAGAACCAUUUGGCUCUGAUGACAGCAUAAAGGAUCCGCCCUAUCAUGAGUCAUCAUAUGAUGAAUCAUCAUCGGACUAUGAAGUAUUAGAUCAGUGCGAGCUCUGUUUGCAAUUUAAAAAUUGUGCUGAAGAGGAGAAAGUAUCGUUAAUAGAGAAGUAUGAAUCGCACAUCAAAGAAAAAGACUUAAGUCGUAAAGAAAAAGAACAUGACAUUAAUAGUGGGGCUGAAGUAAUCGUUUUUGAUCUUCAGGCGGUUCUUCCGUGUCCAGUUGGAGAUGCUUCAUCUUUCUUUUAUGUCUCGAAGUUAAAUGUGUUGAACUUCACUUUAUAUGACAUCAAAAGUCAUCAGGGAACCUGUUUUUUAUGGCACGAAGCUGAAGCACAAAGAGGUGCAAAUGAAAUAGAAAAACAAUUAACAGAAUGUACAGACACUGAGGCAGAAGAGGAACUAUUCGACAAAAUAUAUGAAAAUAACUCAUACACAAUUAUUGAUCGCAAUAAUUUAUUUGAGAAAAAUUUUGAGAACAUAGAAAAUUUACCGCUAAAUAAUAUACCAAUUAUUUUAUCGCAGGAGCUUAUUACUCCAUUAAAUAUUGACAAUGUUUCCGACGAUUAUAACACGCAACAACAAAUGGAAGAGCCAAAUUUGCCAGAUAUAAAAGAAGCCAUGUUAGAUGUUCAAAGAGAAGUUCAAUACUUAAAACAGGAAGUGCAAGAAAUUAGGAAUGAGUUGAGAGAACAAGGAGCCAAAAUAUAUUUAUUAUUAGACAAUAUUUGUAAAAAAAUAGACAACAUGACCACAUCUCCAAAAGAAAAUAUUUCUAUAGAAAAACAACCAGUUGCAGAUCUUUUAAAACAUUAUGAAUUUCCUUUAACAACAUGUGAAAAUGUAUCAAAGCUAGACCAUGAAUUAAGAAAUAGCAAAAUUCUAAAAGAACAGUUAACAGUAUUACUAACUACGAUUGCUGGAACAACUGGUCAACAGGACGCUACAAAAAUUUGUUUUAAAAUAAUAGACUAUUUAAUUUCCCCGGAAGUUCUUAAACAAUAUUCAUGGACGGGUGUUUCAAGAAAAAAGACUGAUGCUGAAAAAAAACCGUUCCAUAAUUUAGAAAGCUUAAUUUCUGUAAUGUUUGAAGUUCUCUGUAAGGCAGAUAAUCGACACACCAAGGAAAAAAACGAAUUUAUAUUAAAAAAUAAUAUUCUCAAGCACGCCAAAAAAAGAUAUGAAAGAAAAGUUAAACCCACAAAAGAUAUUCAUAUUACCGGCGAAGGAGAAGAAGAAGAAGAAGAGAUGAGACCUGAUACUGAAGAGGAUGAUAGUGGCAAAAAUGAAGGAGUGCAUAUAGAAUCCAAUGAAUAAUGCUUUUUUAUUCAGAAAUGGAAAUUACUACUGACAUAUGGAGAGUUACCAGAUUUUGUUUUUAAUUUUUAUAAUAGAAUAUUUAUGUUUGUGUUUCAUAAUUUUUGUUGAAGCUUGAGAAUCUGAACAUUUAUGUUUUUGUUUC